Messenger RNA from Psylliodes chrysocephalus, 447 nucleotides. The record is from the annotation of a GenBank genome assembly. NCBI's taxonomy places the organism in Eukaryota, Metazoa, Arthropoda, Insecta, Coleoptera, Chrysomelidae.
AUGCCAGAAAAGACAUUCAAGUUUCCAGCAAGUGAAGAUAAAAGAAAGCUAAAAUUUCAAAUGCAAUGGUUUGAACGGUUCUCGUGGUUGGUUUACAUGAGUACAGGGCAACAAGGUGCUUUAUGCAUUUAUUGUGUAUUAUUUGCCAGAGAUUGCACAGGAAAAGGCUCUCAUCAGCAGUUGAAAUUCUUAGUUACUCAGCUGCUUACUAAAUGGAAAGAUGCUGUACAUGAUUUCAAACAUCACAGUGAAAUCCAGUACCACAAAUCUUCUGUAUUAUUGGCUGAUAAUUUUAUGAAGAUGUAUAAUAAAUCUCAACCAAAUAUAAUAAGUCAGAUUGAUAACGGAUACCUAGCGCAAAUAGCUGAAAAUCGGAAACGGCUCAUUUCGAUUAUUGAAACAAUUAAAUUAUGUGGACGUCAAGAAUUGGCACUGAAAGGUAUGUGA